Messenger RNA from Apis dorsata (giant honeybee), 1061 nucleotides. Its product is annotated as RWD domain-containing protein 2A. The coding region runs from base 138 to 1007 and encodes 289 amino acids. Gene Ontology annotation, molecular function: protein binding. NCBI's taxonomy places the organism in Eukaryota, Metazoa, Arthropoda, Insecta, Hymenoptera, Apidae. The transcript has 3 exons. The record is from RefSeq and is a predicted model, not a curated record.
AACCUUUUGAACCUAUUUCAUUUUUAUUUUAUUUUAUUGUCGUAAUAAUACUAAAUAUUAUGGUCAAUUACUGUUCUUAUUAUUAUUAAUUUUUCUUUUAGAUUAUAAACUUCUAUAUAUAUGUUUCAACGUGCAAUAUGUCCACGUAUGAAGAACUAAGUGAAAAUUUAACAGCUCAAGUUUACGAAUUAGAAGCAUUACAAUCUGUUUAUCCAAAAGAAUUAGUAAUUGGCGAUCAUGGAGUAUUGGCUCAUAUUAAUGAGUUCAUUAAAAAUCCUAUGAACGAAGUGCCUCAAAAAUUGGAAUAUUCAAUUGAAAUUUCAUUAAAUGAUGGAUCAAUAGAAUUAUUAAUUAGUUUAUCAUCUAACUAUCCUAAAGAAAAACCAGAGAUUUAUGCAAGAAGUUCUUUUCUCAAUCGAAGUCAACAGUUGCUUUUGAAUCAAUCAUUAAAUGAUAUUCUUAAGCAGCAAAAGGAGAAUGAACCUUGCAUUUAUAUGUUAAUAUCAUGGCUGCAGGAUAAUGGUGAAAAUUAUCUUACAGAAUCUAAUAAAAAUAAAGAUAAAAAACUUAAUAAUAAAAACAAGAACAAAGAACAUGAGAAACCUACAAAUUUUUCCAGAUAUUGGAUUUAUAGUCAUCAUAUAUAUAGUAAAUUUAAAAGAAAGAAAGUAAUUGAUUUAGCACAAGAAAAUUGCCUUACAGGUUUUUGUUUGGCAGGAAAACCUGGAGUAAUUUGUUUGGAAGGUGCUUUAGAAGAUUGUGUUUAUUGUUGGCAAAAGAUAAAAUCAAUGAAUUGGCAGAAAAUAUUAUUACAAUUAGAAGAGAGAGAGGAAGAUUGUAAAAACAUUGAUGAAAUGCGUAAAUUCAGCAAUUUUCAAGAGAUAUCAUUUAAUAGUUCAGGACGUCAUAAUGAUAUGGGUCAAUUAUUAAAAUAUUUAAUGGAACAUACAUUGCAAUAUGCAUUUAAAGAAUUGUUUGGUAUUAGUGGUAAAUCUACUCAAAUAUAAGAUUAAUAAAUAAAUAUUAUCAUGUAAAUAAAUAUUUAUAGAAAAGAAAAUACA